AUGUCGCAUCGGCAUCAAACACGAGUUUUACGAGCCUGCGAUUCGUGUACUCACUCGAAGCAACGCUGUGAUGGUCAGCGACCAUGGUCUGUGCUGAUUCUAACCGCGUCGCGGGCAAGUCGACGCUGUUUAGAGCGUGAAGAGUCCUGUCACUACACCAAGACACUUCGCAAACGCGGGCGUCCACCUCGAUCGGACUCGAUCCGUUCUUUGAGGACAGAAAAACACCGCGCCGUUGACCAUGAAUCACCACAGAGAACGCCUCAAACCCCCCUGGAGAUGAUAGCGGAAAGUAGUGCAUCGCGGCCAGAUACUUUCAAUGGCAUGGCUCCUUCCGAUCUAAGGCGCUCCACAAUUGGAGAGGCUACGGACAGCAUGUCGGAAGUUCUCAAGAACUCGAUUGGUACUAGUAGUACCGACUCGUCCUUCUCGAACCAACAAGAAAAAUUCAAUCCAAUAUUUCACAGGCCACCCGCCAGCAUUGAAGUUAACUCGAAUCAAAGUGAAUUUCCGUCCGUGAAGAUUUCUAUGGACCCUACCAGUCCUUUGAAAGACUUCUCUCGACCAAAAAUCGAUCACGAUUCGAACAUUGCUCACGGAUAUUCAAUAAAAGAAUCACAUCAUUUUCUUAAUUCAAUUUUGCCACAUUUGCAGGGGGUGCUCUCUUUGGCAGAAGCUUUAGAGAUGCUGGAAAUUUAUUUUGAUGAAGGUUCCAAUCCACUUUACAAAACAACAUCACCCUAUAUGCUGGCCCACGUCCUGCAUCCUUCAACAGUGUUAAGCCAAGCUGAUGCACGUCCGAUAUCCCCUGCCCUUCUCGCAGUGAUCCUUUUCUGUGUUACACAGACUGCGGAUAUGAAGAUCUUCGACACACCGGGUGCCCGGGAGCGGACAAGCGUAGUUCUUUAUCGCCUUGCGUUGGACUUACUUGAAACAGAAGAUCCUGAUAAUUACUUUCGCACAUCUGAUGGAUGGCAAUUUCAUCCUCACCCCAAUGGCAGCUCACCGAGCGAAUUCAACUCGACUCCGAAUCGCCAGUCUUCAGGACAGGCAUUACUACCAAGACAAUUGGGCUCAACAGACAUCAUCCUCGCUGUGACCAUUUUGACCCUGACCAUAUCUGGGGGCCAUUAUAAGGCAGACUCACUCAAAUGGAAAGAUAAACUUGUCAGGCUUGUUAGAGCAAGUGGACUUAGCAUGGAAGACCAAGAUAUUGACCUGGGUCCCGUUUUCUGCGGUUUGUAUAAUGGUGAUGCCACAUUCAGGCGGUGGCUAAUUUCAAAGGAGGAGCGCCGACGGCUGUUUUGGCUGAUCUACUCUUUAGAUCGCCAUCUUGCCUUAUCUUUCAAUGUGCAAUUGAGCCUCCCCGAAGGCACCUUUUGUGUCAGAACACCAUUACCAGAGGAUGUUUGGCAAUCACUUGACACGGCUGAUCUGACGUACAUACCGACAUGUCCGCUCGGGCCACCUACACAUAUCUCGGGUUGUGGAUUUUUCGAGUACUUUUUACCAUUGGCGACAGUCCUCGGGCAUAUCAUUGAUUUGCAUCACUACCGCAGCCACCCAGUCAUGGGCAGAUUUGUCCCCAUGGAGGCUGUUCAUCAUAUAGAGGCCAUGAUUUCUUCACAAGAGCAAGAGCUGACUGCACUUCAAACUCAGACCAACGAGUUAUUUACGGAUGAUCUCAACGCUCAAGGCUUUUCUCAGCAACCCACAGGCCCAUCUUCACACAGCGGAGAAGAAUUCACUUCUUCCAGUAUGUCCAAUUCUACAAUAACCAAGCUACAGCUAGUCCGGAUAUACAGCACAUAUCUUUUGCAUGUCUUCCACAUUUUGCUUCACGGGAAAUGGGACCCAAUCUCCAUGAUUGAAGAUAAAGAUGACUGGAUCACUUCCGAGAGCUUUUUGAAAUGCGCGUCACAUGCACUAAGUGCAACAGGCGUAGUCUCACAAAUUCUGACCCUAGAUCCGGAAUUGCUUUUCAUGCCUUAUCUCUUUGGGAUUUAUCUUCUCCAAGGAAGUUUCAUCCUACUCCUGUUCCUUGACCGUAUGCCAGAGCUUGGUCCUAAUCGAUCCGUGGAAGAAGUCUGUGAAACUAUUAUUCGGGCCCACGAAGUGAGUGUGGUGACUUUGGAUACGACAUUUCAGAAAAACUUCCGGAAAGUGUUCAGGUCCAUGUUGUAUGACGCUCAACAAGCCGGUCCUCAUUCGUGGGAUGAGCACAAAGCUCGACGCAGAGAGCUACUUUCUUUGUAUCGCUGGACGCCGUUAGCUCAUGGGCUUGCAUAUUAA
Molecule: messenger RNA, 2292 nt
Organism: Penicillium longicatenatum
Lineage: Eukaryota; Fungi; Ascomycota; Eurotiomycetes; Eurotiales; Aspergillaceae
Exons: 6
Coding region: 1-2292 (763 amino acids)
Biological process (GO): regulation of DNA-templated transcription; DNA-templated transcription
Molecular function (GO): DNA binding; zinc ion binding; DNA-binding transcription factor activity, RNA polymerase II-specific
Source: RefSeq, a predicted model, not a curated record